GGCGGGGCUGCCCGGCUGCUGCCGCGGAACAGCAGCUCUGCAGUGCCUUCCCAGGGCAUCGGCGGCUCCGACCCGCCCGCACGGAGAGAGGCCUUCGCAGGCACGGUAAAAUGGGGAAACGAAACCUGAGGCACUGAGCUGGUGAUUUCGGACAUCGAUCCUGCUCCCGUAGGGUCAGCUCUGAAGGUUUUACAAGAUCACAGUAAUCAGCUGUUAUUAAAACAAUCGUAUUGGUAUCGCUGGACCGAAUCCUGCCGUAGGUAUUUGAAGAGUACGGCACCAUAAGCAUCAGAAGCGCCUCAGCAAUGCACCCAUGUUUAAAUUUAAAAGCCGACAGUUGGGGUGUUAUGUGUUCCACCUGACAUACUCCCCAUUUAAGUAACAAAGAGAUAAGAAGAUUGUGCUAGUUCAUGAAACCACAGGUGAUAAACAGAGAAGGGACUGAACAGAGGAUGGAGCAGGAUAGGAAAACAGAAAUAGGCUCCAUGGCUUCAUUAUCAAAAUCUUUCUGAUUUAUUGUCCUACAGAGUAGAAAGGGAUCCUAUAACCUUCUGCAGCAUUUUGCUUACAACAUGAGUUUAAAAGGUAUUCAAAGCAUCUUUCGUGCUAAUGAAACCAGACAGUUUCAACUAUGCUCAACAGAGACAUUUGAAAGACUAACACAGCUGUUUCUGGGAAUAGUUACAGCUGUCCCACAGUCACUUGCAGUGAGAUGGUGACUUCUGUUUUCAUUUGAAGUGUAAAUAUGGACAAGUACAUAUUUUUCCAGAGAUAAUGGGAAUAAAUAAAGCAAAAUUCAAAAGUGAUAAUCCUGUACAGUACAUUUAUUAAUGAAGUGUAAAAUUGAAGUAAAAUAAGUCAUGCUAUCAUCACAGAAUUAAUCAGGGACAGCAAUAGCUUUCAGCAACCUGUAUAAGCAUAAUAUCACAACCAGCCAGGUAUACUGCUUCACUUCAGAGUUAAAGUUUCAUCAUCAAUUGAAUCAUUUGCUAGCAAAGGGGAAAACAGCUGCUGAACAGAUAAUAGGCAAUGCUUCAGGUUGGUUUCAUACAUUCAGAAUUGCAUUUUUAAAUUAUUUCUGGAGGACAGUUUAACAGAACAGAUAAUAGUUAAAAAAAGCAGCCUACUCCUUACUCACGAUAGUCCUCUAUCACAAUUCUCAAUUAAACAGUUGACCAUUAAUGUAAGUUAUCUUGAACUUUUGAAGAUUUCCUUACCUUGCAAUGCAGCUUUUCUAAGUUUAAAAGAAAAUGGCAGCCUUAAAAAUUUAACUAUACAUACAUCUGGUAAUCCUGCCCUGCUAUUAAUGCAAUAAAGAAGUCAAUAUCUGAUAAAUAUUGAAGUUUAAUUGCCUCUUUCAUUACUCCAUUAGCAAUCAAAGAUCUCAUAUUAGCUAUGGUAAUGGAACAUGUAAGGACAAGAGAGAGAAAAUUCUAAACAACAACAGCCAAACAAGAAUGAAUAAAAGUAUCUUAAAUGAUAAUUUCUAGCACUAGGUCAACUCUUACUGUACUAAAAAAAAUCACAUAAAAAUCCUCACCAUCAGUUGCCAUAACACAUUCUGCUUUACAUUACCAAGCUCAGCUGGAGCAAUUUUCUAGCAAACAUACUAAAAUUUAGAAAUUAUUUUCCCUUUUUAUUGCACUUUUCUCUUAGCUCUUGUUAAACAAAUUAUUGACCUCUAUAGCAUUAUCUGCCCUGCAAUCAUAAAGCAGCAAGAUGAUGACAAGCCAGAGGUUGUAGAAGCUCCUUCUCUGGAGACAUUUGAAACCCACCUGGAUAUGAUCCUGGGCAACCUGUUCUAGGUGAAUCUGGUUUAGCAGGGGGGUUGGUCUAGAGGAUCUCCAGAGGUCACUUCCAUUCCCAAACAUUUUGUGAUUCCAUAAUUACACCUCAGACAGCCUUAGAGGUCACCAGUCCUGCUUUGCAGAUACAUGAUGUAAAUGAGAUCACAGGUUCAAGCUGUUAAGCAACAGAAUAUGAAGAUUACUGGGACAAUCAGACAGCAUAAAGGAUUUAGAAUUGUCUUUCCUACACUGCUAGGGGAAAAUAACUCUGUGCUCUUCUGGAAGCUCUGAAACACGAGCUUUCAUGGUAGCUCUCUCUGCACUCUUGUAUCUGAUUCCUUGACACGCUGGAGAUGUCUCUGCUGUGUUUGUAGGUCACUAAGAUUGCAGCCCUUCCCCCUUUUUGGGGAGGGACAGUUCCCUCCUCCUAUCAAACAACAUGGCGUCCUGGGGUGACCAUGCCCAAAUUUCACCUAUGCACAGCUUCUGCAAAAAUGCCCAAUGCACUUACUAACUUUACAGUUUAGCUAACCUGAAAACUCUUCCAUUCCUGCUGCCAAGGUAAUUAAACCUCUUCCCUCACUAGCUCCAUGUUUCAAUUAGAAGAAAUAUGGAGUUUUUAGUAAGUGCCACGUAUCCCUUGGAAAAACAAAAGUAUUGAAUUUCCAUUUAAAUAAAAAAAAAUCUUUUAUAUUAUUUGUAUAAUCAUUACACAUAAUUAUAAACAGCACAAUUUUGCAGUAAGAAGAGGUGCAUUAAAAUUUUGCUUUUACUACCCCUGCAUGAAAGCCAUGCAUGUGUUGAAGCCACUCAAGGCUGCAGUGCUAUAAAUAGUGCUCUAUUGUUAGUAGAUAAAAGAUGAAACAAGUCUCACAGCACUGGGACACAGGACACUAUAUUAAACGUUAAGCUCUGCCUGUUCUAAAAGUGAAAGGCAUCAACUGAUAGACUGGUCUGGGAAGUGAUAGACACACGGCUGGGAAGAGCUCAGUCUGACUCUGCAGCUUCCCGACACAGCAGGAGCAGCAGCUGAUCUUCCUGCCUCAGCAAUGGCAGAAGCUGUCAUAAGACACUGGGUGGAAACUCCUGCACGCUACCAGGAGCAGUUUGCUGGCCAAGAACUGGAAGCACACAAACUGAACCACCUUUUAUAUGCUUUGCCAGGCCCUGCCACCACGGCACCGAGCAACCAAAGGUGUGACACAGAAAGCACGGCUGGGGCUGGCAAGAGCAGCCAGGAGGAGGAAAACACACACUUUCGGGUCUUGCUGGACGUUGUGCAGUUCCGUCCCGAAGAUAUCAUCAUCCAGACCUUCGAAGGUUGGCUCCUGAUUAAAGCUCAGCACGGACCCAGGAUGGAUGAACAUGGUUUCAUAUCCAGAAGCUUCACCAGACAAUAUAAAUUACCUGACGGAGUGGAGAACAAAGACUUGUCUGCACUUUUCUGCCAUGAUGGCAUCUUGGUUGUUGAAAUGAAGAGCUCAGUGGAAAAGAAUUAGAACCAUGUCUAUAGUUAUCGGUGAGAUAAAAUAAUUCUUAAUGUAAUAAAAUAAUAGCAAUCAUGCAAUGCUGUAGAGUGUAGCAAGCAUGUAGCUAUAUUUAUUAAAGAAAAGGAAAUUCUUUGUAUAAAUGUUUCUGUAUGCUCAGUUUACAGUUUGAUGUGAAAUGUUAUACUGCUUGCCUCCAGCUACACACAGGUUGAAAACCGAGGCUCCUUGAACAGUAGCAAACUUUGGCUAGUCUCAGGAGAAAAAAAACAAAACAUCUAUUUGAUAACAUGUUGAAAAUAGAGCACAGUUUUGAGUUAAGUAGCAGGAAUUGUAUUUCUAAGGAAUAAGCAUUUGUCAUACAUAGUCAUAAACAUUAAAGAAAGAAUGGACAAGU
Molecule: messenger RNA, 3671 nt
Organism: Oenanthe melanoleuca
Lineage: Eukaryota; Metazoa; Chordata; Aves; Passeriformes; Muscicapidae
Gene: HSPB3
Product: heat shock protein family B (small) member 3
Exons: 1
Coding region: 2837-3286 (149 amino acids)
Cellular component (GO): cytoplasm; nuclear speck
Source: RefSeq, a predicted model, not a curated record